AUGGAAGGAUUUUUCAAAAAGAAGUUACCUUUGAAGAGGAAAUUACCAUCAAAUGAGCUACAAUUUAGUUCUCACGAGCAAGAGCAACAAAUUGAAGUUAAUUUGGAUGAGUUGCCAUUAGAUCCCGGAGAGCGGAUUAAAAUGUCAGCAUAUCUUCCUAAAGAUCGAGAUAAGAUACGAAAAGUUUAUUUACAAAGAGGACCAUUUCAACCUAAAAAACACACUUUUCCCCAGAGGAAAAUUGGAAGUGGUUUAAGGAGAUUUUGCCCGUCUUGGUAUAUUGAGUAUGGAAAUUGGUUAGAGUAUAGCAUAGAAAAAGAUGCAGCGUUUUGUUUUUGUUGUUAUCUUUUUAAGUCUGAUUUCGGAAAGAAUGUAGGUGGUGAUUCAUUUGUGACAGAGGGGUUCUCGAAUUGGAAAAAGAAAGAAAGGCUUGCAUCUCAUGCGGGAGGUCCUAAUAGUGCUCAUAACAUUGCUUGGAAGAAAUGUUUAGAUUUCAUGAAACAAAAUCAAGUGGCGUCGCCUAAUAAGCAAUCUGCACAAGUUUGUGAUCUGCAUCCGAGCCGUUUAGCAACUACAAUUGAUUGCAUUCGUUAUUUACUAAAGCAAGGUUUAGCUUUGUGUGAUUUUGAAUCAACUGAUUCGGCCGAUCAAGGUAAGUUCCUUGAACUUCUUAAAGUUCUUUUUGAAUGCGAAGAAUCAAGAAGUCUUGUCUUGGGGGACACUUCAGAAAAUUAUCAAUUGAUCACUCCGACAAUUCAAAAGGAUAUUCUUAGUGUAGCUGCUUUGGAAACCACUAAUGCUAUUGUUAGUGAUCUUGGAGAUGAAUUGUUUGGUAUUCUUGUUGAUGAAGCUUGUGACAUAUCAAAUAAGUGGCAAAUGGUUGUUGCUUUGCGUUAUGUUGACAAAAGGGGAAGUGUUGUUGAGCAUUUUCUUGGUAUUGUUAAUGUUAAAGACAUUACAGCUUUAUCAUUUAAAAUGCAAAUUGAUGAAUUAUUUUGCAAACACGGGCUUAGUAUAUCAAGAAUUCGUGGAUAUGGUUAUGACAGUGCUAGCAACUUGCAAGAAGAAUUUUCUGGUCUCAAAAGUUUGAUAUUAGAGGAGAACCCAUAUGCGUUUUAUGUACACUCUUUUGCUCAUCACUUAGAACUUACCUUAGUUGCUAUUGCCAAAAAUCACCUACAAGUUUGUUCUUUUUUUAAAUCCGUGUCAACUCUAAUGAAUGUUGUUGGGGGGUCAUGCAAACAACAUGACAUGCUUCGUGAAAGACAAAUUGGCGAUGUUAGAAAGACAUUGGAAAUAGGAGAAAUUCCUAGUGGACAAGGUUUGUAUCAAGAAACUAUUCUCAAACGAACUAUGGAUACUCGUUUGAGUUCACAUCAUGCAACUCUGGUCAAUUUGAUAACGAUGUAUUCGGCUAUAACUGAUGUUCUUGAAAUUAUGAAAGAAGAUGGAUUAAAUGUAGAUCAAAGAGCUGAAGCCAAUGGUCUUUUACUUUUGUUUGAGGAGUUUGAUUUUGCAUUCACAUUGCAUUUGAUGAAAAAUGUCUUGGCUAUAUCAAAUGAAUUGUCACAAGCAUUGCAAAGAAAAGACCAAAAUAUUGAUGAUGUUAUGAACUUGGUUAACAUCACAAAGCAAAAUUUACAAGCUAUGAGGAGUAAAGGAUGGGAGUCUUUAUUGCAAGAAGUAAUUUUAUUUUGUAAUAUGCAUGCUAUUAAUGUUCCUCAUAUGGAAGAUAUAUUUUGUUCUAAGGGGAAGUCACGACGCGAAGGCAAAGCUCAAGUUAUCACAAUAGAGCAUCACUAUCGUGUUGAAUUAUUUUAUACUGUUGUGGGCAUGCAACUUCAUGAACUUAAUGAUUGUUUCACUGAGACAAAUACUCGGUUGCUCCUUUCUAUGGCUUGUUUGAGUCCAACCAACAAGUUCUCUGCAUUUGAUAAGACAAAGGUGAUGGAAUUUGCAAGUUUUUAUCCACAUGAAUUUUCUCCUACGGACUUAACAAUGCUUGAUAAUGAACUUGAAACUUACAUCAUUGACGUGCGUCGUGAUGCUGAUUUUGCAUCUUUAAAAGAAAUCAAUGAUCUUUCAGAGAAGUUGGUCAAAACUAGAAAACAUAUUGUUUACCCAUUAGUUUAUCUUCUUCUAAAGUUAGCUCUGAUUUUGCCUGUUGCCACACCAACCACUGAAAGAGCCUAUUCUUCUAUGAAAUUUGUGAAGAAUAUGUUGCAUAAUCGGAUAGCCGAUGAAUGGACAAAUGAUUGUAUAGUAACUUACAUUGAGAAAGAUGUGUUCAACACUAUUGACAAUGAGCUCAUCAUUCAACGAUGUCAGAACAUGAAAUCACGUAAUGAACAAUUAUGA
Lathyrus sativus (Indian pea) is the source of this 2358-nucleotide messenger RNA. The record is from the annotation of a GenBank genome assembly. NCBI's taxonomy places the organism in Eukaryota, Viridiplantae, Streptophyta, Magnoliopsida, Fabales, Fabaceae.